AUGUGUCACAAGCAGCCGGAGGUGGAGACACCCGGCUCUGUGUUUUGCUGGCAGGCCCAGACCAGGGGCUCCAAAGCUGACAGGCGAGACCAGGGAUGGGUUCGCUCUGUCAGACCCCAGAAGACAAAUCUCUUUCUCCAUGUGAAUGAUGGGAGCUCUUUGCAGUCGUUGCAGGUUGUUGCAGGUUCUGAGCUGAAUGAUCCGUUGUUGACAUUUGGCAGCGCCGUUGAAGUCACAGGUAUUCUUAAGAAAAGUCCACAUCAGAAACAGCCAAUUGAACUGGAGGCAGAGAAAAUCCAUGUUGUUGGAAAAUGUAAUCCACUGGAUUUUCCUUUUAAAAUCAAAGAGAGACACGACCUCGAGUAUAUUCGUCAGUUUCCUCAUCUCAGGUGCAGAACAAAUGCCUUUAGCUCCCUGUUGAGAAUACGAAGUGAGGCCACUACAGCAAUUCACUCAUAUUUCAAGGAAAAUGGCUUUGUGCAAAUUCACACUCCAAUCAUCACCUCAAAUGACUGUGAGGGGGCAGGGGAGCUAUUUCAGGUUGAGCCGUCAGGCCCAGAUCACGACGAAGAUCAGAACUUUUUCUCGGUCCCGGCCUUCCUGACCGUGUCCGGUCAGCUUCACUUGGAAGUGAUGUCAGGAGCUUUUUCUAGAGUCUACACAUUUGGGCCAACGUUUCGUGCAGAGAACUCCCAGAGCAGGCGCCAUCUGGCCGAGUUCUACAUGGUGGAGGCGGAGGUCUCCUUCACACAGUCCUUAGAGGAUCUCACCAAGGUCAUGGAGGACAUGUUCAGGUCUGCCACGGAGCAUGUGCUGGCUCACUGUGCAGAGGAUGUGGAUUUGUUUCACAAGCAUGUGACUCCUGGACACAGGGGCACAGUAGAGGCCAUGACGAAGAGGAGAUUCCCUGUGAUUACCUACAGUGAGGCUAUAGACAUCCUGAAUGGCAGCUCUCAGAAAUUUGUCUUCCCCACAAACUGGGGAUGUGACCUUCAGACGGAACACGAGAAGUACCUGGUGAAACAUUGCGGCAACACUCCAGUCUUUGUCACUGAUUAUCCUUAUGAUCUUAAGCCGUUUUAUGCAAGAGACAACCUGGACCGUCCCAAGCACACCGCGGCCGCAGUUGACCUCCUUGUGCCAGGAGUGGGUGAGCUGUGUGGGGGCUCACUGAGAGAGGAGAGGCUGGAUCUGCUGAGUGCUCGGCUGGAAGCGGUUGGUUUAGAAGACACCUACAGCUGGUAUCUGGAUUUGAGGCGUUUCGGCUCGGUCCCUCAUGGCGGCUUCGGGCUCGGGUUUGAGAGAUUUUUACAAUGUAUCCUCGGUGUCGACAACAUUAAAGACGUAGUUCCUUUCCCUAGAUUUUCCCGUUCCUGUCCUCUAUAAAACUACUGUUCGACGAGUAAAUACUUUUUUAAGUGUGUAAAGUCUGUUUUUACCGUGUGGUAAACCUUAAAUAAAUAUGAUAUUUAACACUG
Messenger RNA from Paralichthys olivaceus (Japanese flounder), 1478 nucleotides. Lineage: Eukaryota; Metazoa; Chordata; Actinopteri; Pleuronectiformes; Paralichthyidae. The record is from RefSeq and is a predicted model, not a curated record.